AUGGCGCUUCGGAAGGUUCGAAACAAUAUCGACCGUCUUUUUGACAAAAACCUUACUGACUUGAUACGAGGGAUCAGAAACAACAAGGAAAAUGAGGUACGUUUUUAUAAUUAAUAUUUUAAAAGUGUCGUUUUACAUAUUAAUGUGGCAUUAAAGUUGUAGAGCUUAUGUUAAGAAACUAUUUUUUACAGGGAAGGUACAUUGCUGCUUGUAUGGAGGAGAUUAAGGCAGAGUUACGAACAGAUUCUCCUUUUAUUAAAGCCAAUGCUAUCGAGAAGUUGGCUUAUGUAUGUUUUUUAUUGCUUUUUUAGUUUUUAGGUAACAAAUAUGUGCUGAAGUAAGAACUAUACAGUAAAAGUAAUAUGUACUUUAAAUGCUGUGUUUUAGUUACAAAUGCUUGGUUAUGACAUAAGCUGGGCUUCCUUCAACAUAAUAGAGGUAAUGGCGUCUACCAAGUAUUGUGAGAAAAGGAUAGGAUAUCUGACGGCUACACAAUGUUUCAACGACGAGACUGAUGUGUUGAUGUUAACAACGAAUAUGAUUCGAAAAGAUCUACAGAGUAGCAACAUGUACGAUUGCGGAGUAGCUUUGAGUGGAUUAGCAUGUUUUGCUACGUCUGAUUUGUCUAGGGAUCUGGUUAAUGAUGUUGUUAACUUGGUAAGAUAUUAAUUUUGGUGCUUUAUAAUGCAUUAGCGAUACAUUAAAUAACACGGAUCAGGCUACUUUGAACUAUGACGUUUUUUAAAUAUUGAACUAGUUUUUAAUACCUAAACUAUUUGUAGCUGACAUCCAGUCGUCCAUAUGUACGUAAAAAGGCAGUUUUGUUGUUGUACAAGGUUUUUCUCAAGUAUCCAGAGAGCUUGAGGCCAACCUUUUCAAGAUUAAAGGAGAAAUUGGAAGAUCCUGAUUCAGGUAAUCUAUUCAUUAUUUAAAUUUUAACAUUUUUUUUACCUAAUGCUUUUAAUAUAACAUGGAUUCAGGGGUUCAAAGUGCUGCAGUAAAUGUAAUAUGUGAGCUGGCUAGAAAGAACCCUAGGAAUUACUUGAGCUUGGCCCCACUGUUUUUUAAGUUGAUGACAACAAGUUCGAACAACUGGAUGUUGAUUAAAAUCAUAAAACUGUUUGGUUCUUUAGUGCCAUUAGAAUCAAGGUUGGGCAAGAAGUUGCUGGAGCCAUUGACUACUCUUAUAAACAGGUACGUCUUUAACUGUAGCAAAAUUUCUAAGUUUAGGUAUGAAUCUGUUAAUUCAAAUAAUAAUAAUUUUUUAGCACUUCUGCCAUGUCGCUUUUGUACGAAUGCAUUAACACUGUGAUUGCCGUGCUAAUUAGUAUUUCUACUGAAGGUCCUGGAGAUUACACGCCUUCAAUUCAAGUAAGUUUUCUUUUUUUAAUUAUUGUAUUUUAGGUAAUAGUUUUAUAUAAAGUUUGAUCGACAAAAUUAAUAUUUUAGUUAUGUGUUCAAAAACUUGGAGUGCUAAUUGAAGAUUCUGAUCAAAACCUGAAGUACCUUGGAUUGCUGGCGAUGGGGAGGAUUCUUCUAACACAUCCGAAGGCAGUACAAGCUCACAAGGAUAUAGUACUCAGGUGUUUGGAUGAUAAGGACGAGAGUAUACGAUUGAGGUACGUUUUGCUUAUUAUUUAAAACUUUUUGUUACUUAAAUUAAAAAAAAAUUUUUAAAUUAUUUUAGAGCACUGGACCUUUUGUACGGUAUGGUGUCAAAGAAGAAUAUCAUGGAGAUCGUAAGAAAACUGAUGGAUCACGUAGACAAAGCAGAAGGCGCUUUUUACCGUGACGAACUUCUGGCACGAAUAAUCUCGAUAUGUUCGCACAAGAACUAUCAGUACAUUACUAACUUCGAAUGGUACAUAUCAGUCUUAGUAGAACUCACCAAGGUAGAGGGAUCGAAACACGGAGUUUUGAUCGGCGAACAAGUACGUUUUAUGCCUAAACCUUUGUAGCAAAGUAAAAUAUUUAUUCUUUAAUAAAAUGUAGUUAUAUUGCCAAUUUUAAUUUCAGAUUCAAGAUGUUACUGUUAGAGUACAAUCAAUACGACACUACUCGGUAUCACAAAUGGCUUUACUUGUUGAAAAUGCUCACUUACUGCUUUCCGCUAACUCUGCUCAAAGAAAUAAUAUUUCGGCCGUUCUUCUAGCUGCUGCUUGGAUUUGUGGAGAAUACGCUGAGUAAGUUAUAUUAUUGUAAUUUUGAAAAGGUAUCUUCUAUUUCUAAAAGUGACAGUUAUAUAAAUUGAAAUUACAGACACGUAAACGACAUAACUUCUGUGCUUGAAUCAAUGCUGAAAACGAAAGUAUCUCUUGUUCCCGGCGAUCUUCUAAGUGUUUACAUUCAGAACAUUGCAAAGCUGUAUGCCUUCUUGUUGGUACAAUACGAGAAGGAAGCCGACUGGGAUGCGAUUGAAAGUUUGGACAAUUUGGUGCUAUCAAAACUACCUCAAUUCCAGUACUCAGAGCAUUUGGAGGCACAGGAACGUGCUUGUAAUCUACUCCAUCUUCUCAAGUUUGUGGAGUCUGAACACAUGCAAAAGAAGCAGAUCGCGGAAGCCUUCUCGGAUCUGUUUGUAGGAGAACUGAAUCCUGUAGCUGCAAAAGCACAAAGAAAGGUUCCACUGCCUGAAGGGUGAGUUUUGCUUAUUUAAAAUUGGAUUUGUAGUGAAAAGAUUUAAAAUUUGUUCAUUGUCUAAAAUUUUUAUUGUAUAAGAUUUUAUCAUACAGGAGAUUCUACCGUAUGAAAUUUAAACUUGUGUGAUUAUAUAUUUUACAGUUUGGACCUUGAUCAGUGGAUAGUAGAACCACUGGAAUCCGAAUCAGAAGAGGACGAGGAACCAGAAGAAAUGCCUUCAAUCGACACUGCGAGACGUCAGUUUGCUUUGGCAGCUGAGUCUUAUAUGGAUAGUUCUGAAGAAGAACAUCUGAAGCCAAAGAAGAAUGGCUCGGAGAAGAAGAAGAAGGUAUCUCAAAAAGAGAUAGAAGAGAGUAAGGAACGAAGGAAAUUCGAGCAAGAAAACAACCCCUACUACAUGAAGUCAGUGGUGAAGCCGAUGCAGAAGAGCCAAAGCAACCAGAGUCAGCUGAGUCAAGUGUCAAAGCGAGUCAAACACCAAUCACCACCCGAUCUUCAAAGUCCGUUAGAGAUACCUGGAGUUAUCGGCAUGGACAGGUAUCUAGAGCAACAGAAUUCAACAAUAUCUUGGAAGACCGCGAAGGUAGAGAAACAGAAGAAGACCAAGAAGGGCAUCAAGAAGAAGAAGAAGACUAAAGCUCAGACACUGUCAGUUCUUUCGAGUUCUGAAGAAGAAGAUGAGGCUGUAGUUGUACAUAAUGUAAAUAGAGACGAUGGAGAAAUGCCCGAAAAUGCUUUGAGUAGUGAUGACGAGAAGGAUAUGGUAAGUGUAAAUCAGCUUUUAUUAUCUAAAUGUUCAAUUUUUAGUUAAAAUUAGCUUUCUGUUAACCAAUACCUUUUUAGAAUGGAGUUUCCGACGAGUUUAAGGCGUUGGAUAUGGAUUUGGACGCUCCACUAAGAGAUGACGAACAACUCUUUGCUCCUCGACCAUACGAACGGCCGAAGACCUUUUCUCAGGAUCGCUUUGAUGCUUUUAGACUACCUAUUAAUGACAAAACAGAACCAAAGAAGAAAAAGAAGAAGGAAAAGGAAAAAGAAAAGGCAUCAGAAGACAAGAAAAAGACAAAAAAGAAGAAGAAAAAGGCGAAUGACGACAACCUAUAUACAGCCAUCGAUGAGAAGUCGAAGAAGCCGAAAAAGAGCACUAAAGGCAAGAACAAAGCUAACAUCGAGGACAUUUUUGUUCAAGAUUCUGCUGAAAUGGUCAAACCAAAUGUGCUGCCUGCUUCGCUUGAUGUGUCUUUCAAGAAGUUGUGUGCCAAUGACAGGAUUUUUAUAUAUUCGUCGAUACAAAUCGAAGAACUGGAUCCACCGAAAGUCAUCAUAACACUUUUGAUGGAGAAUAUUGGAACAGAACGUCUCAAGAAUCUUGAAGUAUUUGUUCUUGAAUCUUCAGCUGUAUCGUUGCAGUCCGAAAAGGAGGGUACAAUCAAGUUGCCAUUCGAAUUGGUACCUAAAGGAUCGAACCAAGUUGACUUGAAGCUGAAUGUUAACAAUGCUAACCAGACUCAGCGAGUACGAUGUUCGUUGAGUUAUCUGGUGGAGGAAGGUGGCGGGGAUACUGUAACCGAAAAGCUGGACUUUAAACUGGAAAUCAGAAGCAUCCUCUUCUUGAAGUUUGCUACAAUUGGAAGGUAAAACAUUUUUGGAAUUUUAAUUUGUUUUGCCUUUUGUUUAUACCAUGUUAAGUUGUCGUUUUAGCUCGUCUUUUGAAUUCAUGAUAACCAGUGGAGAGUUGUUGAGUUCAGCGACACCUUCCGUAGAAACCAGAUGCAACUUCUUCGACAUUGUAGAUGGAUUAACAAGUGAAUCUAAUUUUUCGAGUAAGUUUUGUUCUAGUUUGUAUAUUUUGGAUUAUGGUUUACACAGUAACUGAUAAUGUUAUCUUACAGUUGUGGAGAAGACGGAAACAGCUGCUACUUUAUAUGCUCACAGCUUUGAUUCUAAGCCUAUUUGUGCUUUGCUGAAGUAUAAGGUAAGAUUUGAACUAUAUUUUUUUAGUUUUACAAAUUUGAAAUUCUUAAUGCAUCUAUUAUUAUUUUUGAAGUUUUGUUUAUUAUAUUUUCUUUUCAGGACUCGACAUGUUCAGUUUGUUGCAAAUGCUCGGACCAAGAGUGGGGCCAGUCGCUAGCCGAAGACUUGGCCCAGCUCAUAAAACUCUUGCCUCAAAAGAACUAA
Bursaphelenchus okinawaensis is the source of this 4818-nucleotide messenger RNA. NCBI's taxonomy places the organism in Eukaryota, Metazoa, Nematoda, Chromadorea, Rhabditida, Aphelenchoididae. The record is from the annotation of a GenBank genome assembly.